Trypanosoma theileri is the source of this 699-nucleotide messenger RNA. RefSeq names its product Tbingi protein. The record is from RefSeq and is a predicted model, not a curated record. NCBI's taxonomy places the organism in Eukaryota, Euglenozoa, Kinetoplastea, Trypanosomatida, Trypanosomatidae. The transcript has a single exon. Bases 1 to 699 code for a protein of 232 amino acids.
AUGCGAGAGAUGGAUAUCCCACCGCACAUCAUUCGAUGGUCUGCAUCUUUCCUGAAAGGACGUCAAGCCAAAGUACGAGUAAACAGUAAAUCCUCUCCUUUAAUGCUUUUCCACCGUGGCGUGCCACAAGGAACAGUUCUCGGCCCACUUAUGUUCAUUAUAGUAAUGAACGCACUAAGCAAACGACUAUCUCCAGUUCCCUUAUUAUUUCAUGGGUUUUUCGCUGAUGAUCCAACGCUAGCAGUACGACACAUCAGGAAAGACAUCAUCAACAGUACACUGCAACAAGGACUAAACAUAGUGGACGAAUGGUCCACAAAUUAUUUUAUGGACAUUAAUUUGGACAAGACAAAAUACACACUUUUUGGUACCACCAACCCGCAUCCCCUUUCACUGAAACUGCGCGGUAUCCCUGUAGGCCCGGAGAAGGCACCUGAACUCCUAGGCAUCACCUUCCAAAACUACCGAGGCAUGUCUACCCAUGCGGUUAAAACGAGACAACGCAUGAAUUUUCGUUUCGCCUCGGCACAGUGGCCGCGACUUUCCACCCCUUCCCCCGACGCCGUUCGGGGGUUUUCUCCUUUUUUGGGGGAACAAAAAGAUUCCCAACAAAAACACCCAAAAAAAGCUGUCGGGCAAAAAAAAUUCCGAUGCCGGGGAUCGAACCCGGGUCUAGCGGGUGAGAGCCGCUUGUUCUAG